ACACAGAAAGGUUUUUACACAAAACAUAAAUCUCAACUGCUGUGUAUUUCUCAAAGUCCUUUAUUCUUUCUUUUAAGUUAUCAUUUGAAGUUACAAAAGUAUCUCACUAUGGGUAUCAAAAUGAGUCCCCUUAUUCAAGGUACUAGAAUCUUGAGGAGGUUUUCAAAUUUCGGAGGUGUUCCCAAAGGACAUUGUGCAGUAUAUGUAGGAGAGAGCCAGAAGAAGAGAUUCGUUGUGCCAAUAUCUUACUUGAGCCAGCCUUUAUUUCAAGAAUUGUUAGCUCAAGCUGAAGAACAUUUUGGGUUCGAUCAUCCAAUGGGUGGUCUCACAAUACCUUGCAAAGAGGACGUGUUCGUUCAUCUCACAUCCCACUUGAGGAGAUCAUGAAUUCUCCUGCACAUUAAAUUUUGUAAAGUAGUUAUAGGACUUAGAUAUUAGAUAGAGGAAAAUUCACUGUAUAGUACAGAAACACAAGAAUCAAGAAAAAUAUUUCAUGAUCAAUUUAUGAAUAGUAAAAGUUCUACUUCUGAUUAA
Solanum pennellii is the source of this 534-nucleotide messenger RNA. Its product is annotated as auxin-responsive protein SAUR21-like. Bases 109 to 387 code for a protein of 92 amino acids. NCBI's taxonomy places the organism in Eukaryota, Viridiplantae, Streptophyta, Magnoliopsida, Solanales, Solanaceae. The transcript has a single exon. The record is from RefSeq and is a predicted model, not a curated record. Gene Ontology annotation, biological process: response to auxin.